Molecule: messenger RNA, 319 nt
Organism: Mytilus californianus (California mussel)
Lineage: Eukaryota; Metazoa; Mollusca; Bivalvia; Mytilida; Mytilidae
Product: retinal homeobox protein Rx1-like
Exons: 2
Biological process (GO): regulation of transcription by RNA polymerase II
Molecular function (GO): RNA polymerase II transcription regulatory region sequence-specific DNA binding; DNA-binding transcription factor activity, RNA polymerase II-specific
Source: RefSeq, a predicted model, not a curated record
UUGUUUUCUUUGUUCCAGCUGUAUGCUUUGGAGAGGUCAUUUUGUUUGUCACAGUAUCCAGAUACCGCCACAAUGGAGGAACUUGCUGACCUGUGUAAUGUUUCAACAGACAAAAUAUCAACAUGGUUCCAGAACCGAAGAUCUAAGUUCAAACGUCAAUCUAAAGACUCCAACAUUGCCUGGAUGAGGAAGCACAUCUUCAACAGAGACCCAGCAGUAAAAGAAAAUCAUGUACUGUCACCACCAACAACAGAAAGUAUCAGAUGUGCUCCCAAAUCAAAGUAAGUCUAUAUAUUAAACAAUAGCACUGUUACCAGCC